Messenger RNA from Drosophila takahashii, 1582 nucleotides. Its product is annotated as heparan sulfate 2-O-sulfotransferase pipe. Gene Ontology annotation, molecular function: sulfotransferase activity. The record is from RefSeq and is a predicted model, not a curated record. Gene Ontology annotation, cellular component: membrane. NCBI's taxonomy places the organism in Eukaryota, Metazoa, Arthropoda, Insecta, Diptera, Drosophilidae.
UCUUAAAGUUGGCCAAAAAGGCAGCCAAGUGCCCCCAGGAACAUUCAGUCAAGCCGCGAUCGCCGAGCUCUACGGACGUCUCUCUCUCCAAAUCUCUUCGUGAAUCGGAGUGAACUUAAGUGCUGACCGGAAAAUUCUUUCGGCCAAGAAAGUUCUUCGAAAAAGAUCUCUAUCGAUUGUGUUUUUUGUGUAAUUCCCGUUGGAUGUCUCUGAACGCCGAACGAUCGUACAAAAUGAAACUGCGCGAUGUGGAAAAUGCCUUCAAGUACCGGCGCAUACCGUAUCCCAAGCGUUCCGUGGAGCUGAUCGCCCUGCUGGCUAUUUCGUGCACCUUCUUCCUGUUCAUGCACACGAACAAAUUGAACAGUCGCCUCAAGGAGAUGGAGGUGAAGCUGCAACCGUCGGAGUUUUCGGCCCUGGGCCUAACGGGCAACCACAUCAGCGGACACGAUGCGGGCAAGCACGACGACAUCAACACUUUACAUGGCACCUACCAAUAUCUGAAGAGCACCGGCCAGCUAAAACACCUGACCGCCGCACAGCUGAACAACACCCCGCGAGCCCAACUGGACACGAUAUUGUUCAAUCGGAUCACGAAGACUGGCAGCGAAAAGAUGAUGGAGUUGCUCAAGAUCCUGGGCCAGCGCAAUAAUUUCGAGGCUCGUCGCGAUGUAGAGGGAUUCUACGAAGUCGUCUUAAUGCACGACGCCUAUGCCAAGAACUUUUUACGCACUGAAGUGCUCAACUGCAGCAGAGCCAACACAUAUACGAAACAUGUGGCCUUUUUGGACUUUGACCGAUUGGACGAACCCUGGCCGAUAUACAUUAACAUGGUUCGAGACCCCAUCGAGCGACUGGUCAGUUGGUUUUACUACGCCCGCGCCCCAUGGUAUUUGGCCGAAAGAAGGGAAGUCUUUGGGGACGCCGUCAAAAUGCCCAGUAUAGAGUGGCUCAAAAAGGACUUUAACCGCUGCAUCGAGGAGCACGAUCCCGAGUGCGUGUUCGAGCAAAUGGAAUUGGGAAAUCUGGGCGACCAUAGACGACAGUCACUAUAUCUUUGCGGUCAGGUCCAGGAGGUGUGCAUGCCCUUCAACUCCCACGAGGCCAUGCAACGGGCCAAGAAGAACGUGGAGGAGCACUAUGCAGUGGUUGGGACCUGGGAAGAUACGAAUACCACGCUAUCGGUCCUAGAGGGCUACGUACCACGAUUCUUCACCGGGGCCAAAGACGAGUAUUACGCUUUGAAGAAAAAGUUGGGAAAUGUGAACCGAAAUGUCUUCAGACCCACUCUCAGUGAUAAGGCGAGGGUCAUACUCAGCCAAAAUCUCACACGGGAAAUCGAGUUGUAUCAGUUCAUCAGACAUCGUCUGUACAAGCAGUAUAUAGCCCUGCAGCUGGAUAUAGAUCCCAAGAUGAGGGAUUAGUAGAGCACUAGACACUAAGGGUUCGUUGAAGAGUAAUAAAUCUAUUCUAAUUUUCGUAUUGCUUCGAUCUUUUCCGGAAUAAUUCUAACCCUAGCUUGGUGAACUUUCGAUUGGGCCAGCUUCGAUAGAUUUCGCAAAGAUUUUGCCUCAUAUAGCUU